Messenger RNA from Annulohypoxylon truncatum, 1114 nucleotides. RefSeq names its product IGR protein motif-domain-containing protein. The record is from RefSeq and is a predicted model, not a curated record. Gene Ontology annotation, cellular component: mitochondrion. The coding region runs from base 198 to 956 and encodes 252 amino acids. Lineage: Eukaryota; Fungi; Ascomycota; Sordariomycetes; Xylariales; Hypoxylaceae. The transcript has 2 exons.
CAAAUUUCCUUUACCGACAUCUCCAUUGAAUUUUCCAAGCUUCAAGCUACGAAUGGCGUGGGUUGAUACGAUUGUGAAGCCAUUAUACACCUACUCGCAAUCUACCAAGUCAGUUUCUCUCAUGUGGAUCGUCAUAUCCAAGGGUCAUAUAUAAAGUCAAACCAAAUAUCAGAGAGGAUUGGGCUAUUCCAGCCAGAAUGGUGCGCAUAAAGCCCUUCCUGCGCCCGCAACAACUGCGCGCGGCCCUAACCCCAACGCCGACAACCCAACUCCUCUCGCCGCUCCAAGCAACCCUGCAGCAACACCAACAAAAACAGCAACAGCAGCGCCACUCCUCCUCCUCAACCACGGCCCCCGCCCCCGCGAUCCCCUCCCCAACGCCCUUCAUCCCAGACGUAAACACAUUCCUAACGGUAAUCGGCCGGGGCCUCUCCUCGCACGCCUCCAAGUUCCCGUCCUGGGACGCGCUCUUCAGCCUGACCUCAGACCAGCUGCGCGAACUCGGCGUCGAGCCGCCGCGCACGCGGCGCUACCUCCUGCAAUGGCGGCAGCGGUUCCGGCGCGGGCAAUACGGGGUCGGCGGGGACCUGCAACACGUGUCCGACGACGGGGCCGCCACGCUCGCGGUCUGGGAGGCUCCCGCGGCAGAUAAGACGAGCGCGGCGCGCCCGCGCAAGUACGUCGUCAACGUGCCGGAGGGGCGCAAGCUGGCGGACUGCUCGCUGGACGAGAUAUCGCGCGUGCGCGGGUACAAGGUGCAGGGCGCGAAGACGAUUGUGGGCCCGUACGCGCUGCCGCUCGCGGGGGGCGAGGGCGCGCGGGUCGCCGUCACCGAGGGCAUGUGGGAGGACCGCCGGGGUCACAAGAUCGACGGUGGUGAGCGCCGGCAGGCCGAGAUCCGGUAUAAGAAGCGUGUUGCUGAGCGUCGUGAGAUGCGGGAGCGGGGCGAGUUAUAGACAAAUGUCUACGACUUGCUUACCAAGGUAGCCUUGAGGAAUCUACGUAUAUAGCACCAAGCCUAUAUGUUGAUACGGGGCUGCUGUACUUUAUGUACCACAAACACGAUCACGACACAUUCCACAAACGUUGACAAUUGAUUGGGUUCGAACUUUUG